Molecule: messenger RNA, 669 nt
Organism: Protopolystoma xenopodis
Lineage: Eukaryota; Metazoa; Platyhelminthes; Monogenea; Polystomatidea; Polystomatidae
Source: the annotation of a GenBank genome assembly
AUGCAGAGCUUCUUCCUUCCCGCCGAUAUCGACACAGACCGGCUUUUAUGGCAAUUGCACGUGGAAGAGAAACCCAAUGGGGCAAGCGACCCUUGGUCCGAUCGACACUCAGACGCCUGCCUCACGGCAGGUGGUACGGGCAGACGUCGAAGUCGACUGAGGAACAUCCUCGAGAUUAGAGCUCCCUUCCGAGUCUACUCUGGUCCGUCGUCGUUAUGCUGCUCGAGGCCCGACUCUACAUCUCGCUCGGUCACAAUCAUGCCGUUGUCAGGCGGACGGACAUGCACUCGGACGCAUCGGCAUGACAUGCACGACGCCUUUUCGGUGUGUGAAUCGUCUGGCUCCGUAACGCCGUCCGAAUGUCCGUCCGACCGACGACACGACAGACCAUCGGCGUCCUCUUCGCCCCUCGCCUUCAGCUGCGCCGGACACCGGCCAGGUUGGCCAAGCCGCCCGACGUCGACUUGCUGGACCGUGGCCGGUCUGGAACCGGGCCUCAGCAUCACCGAGAGCCCCGGCUUCCCGAUGCGACGGAUUGGCGACCCGAUGCGGCCAGCUCUACAGCCCAGCCCUUGGCCGGUUCGUGUGGAGCGGACGACCGGCAGAGUCGACUUCUCUUCUGGACGGGAAGCUGGCGCCAAAACUGCAAAGAGCACAGGUGACCAAUAG